Molecule: messenger RNA, 2069 nt
Organism: Pelobates fuscus (common spadefoot toad)
Lineage: Eukaryota; Metazoa; Chordata; Amphibia; Anura; Pelobatidae
Gene: SGMS2
Product: sphingomyelin synthase 2
Exons: 6
Coding region: 275-1372 (365 amino acids)
Biological process (GO): ceramide biosynthetic process; sphingomyelin biosynthetic process
Cellular component (GO): Golgi membrane; endoplasmic reticulum membrane; plasma membrane
Molecular function (GO): sphingomyelin synthase activity; ceramide cholinephosphotransferase activity
Source: RefSeq, a predicted model, not a curated record
GGGCAGAGAUCAUGAGGACUACUGUAAACACACAGCCAAUGCAAUCCAGACAGAGCGAGCAUCGCAUCAGCUCCCGGAGCAGCCUGUCUGCAGCCACAGCCCUGCCAGAUGGUAAUGCAACAAGCAAAGAAAAAGUGACCCUGUGCUACGCUGUGGCUAGCUUCUGACCUUGGACUAUUGGCUUGAAACAAUUAUUCUUUUGUACAGAUAAUUGUCUACAUAAACAUACUUACUUUUAUAUUUUGAUCAAAUUAUAGCCAGGACUGAGGCACAAAUGGAUGUUAUUGAGACCACAAAUAUUGAAGAACAUACAGUAUCUCAGGAAAACCAAACACCAAAUGGUUUCCCAAGGUCAGUCUCAUCCAAUAGUGAAGAUGACAAAAACGUUAAAAGCAAGUCCAAAAGUAUGGCCAAUGGCUUACGGAAAGGCACAAAGAAAUAUCCGGACUAUAUUCAGAUUUCUAUGCCAGCUGACACAAAAAACAAAUAUCCCUUGGAAUGGUGGAAAACCGGGAUUGCCUUUGUUUAUGCACUCUUUAACCUGGUCCUUACCACUGUCAUGAUCACAGUGGUACAUGAGCGAGUACCUUCAAAGGAGGUGAACCCUCCCCUUCCAGACAAGUUUUUUGACUAUAUUGAUAGAGUGACGUGGGCAUUUUCUGUAUCAGAAAUAAAUGGAAUGAUUCUGGUUGGAAUUUGGUUUACCCAGUGGCUCUUCCUCCGAUACAAGUCAAUAGUGGGUCGCAGAUUUUUUUUUAUUGUUGGAACUUUGUAUUUGUACAGAUGUAUUACAAUGUAUGUCACAACUUUACCCGUGCCUGGACUGCAUUUCGAAUGUGCACCAAAGCUAAAUGGCGAUUCAUAUGCUAAAGCACAGAGGGUACUCAGGUUAAUAACAGGCGGUGGCCUUACCAUCACAGGAUCUCACAUCUUGUGCGGAGACUUCUUGUACAGUGGCCAUACAGUCAUGCUCACGCUCACUUACUUGUUUAUCAAAGAAUACUCUCCUCGUCACUUUUGGUGGUACCACCUAAUCUGCUGGUUUCUAAGUGCUACCGGAGUGAUCUGUAUUUUAGUUGCUCGUGAGCACUACACAGUAGAUGUUGUAGUUGCAUAUUUUGUCACCACAAGACUGUUUUGGUGGUAUCAUGCAAUGGCUAAUGAAAAGGCAUUAAAGUCUUCAUCACCUACAAACUUCCUUUCUCGAGUUUGGUGGUUUCCAGUGUUUUCCUUCUUCGAGAAGAGCGUCCAAGCCAAUAUCCCAUGUUGCUUUUCCUGGCCGAUCACCUGGCCUCCUAGCUGCUUUAAAUCUUCGUGUAAAACAUAUUCAAGGGUUCAGAAGACAGGAGAGGACAAUGAAAAAUCUACCUGAACCGUUUUAAAAGGAAAUAAAAGGACAUUGAGAUUUCAAGACUCUUAUUCUUAAUAACCAAAGGAAGCACUAUCUUGAUUAAGAUAUUGCAACUGUAUAUAACAAAGUGGACCAAAGUUUUGUAUUUGAUUAUAAAAUCCAUUAUAAAAGGGGUAAAAGAAAUGCUAUUGUCAUGGUCUGUGUCAUAUUCUGCACCAAUAUGUUGUACACAUGUGUUCUGACAGGAGUAACUUGAUAAGCAGCAAGCGGUAGGUAUUAAUGGGUGUUGGGUUGAACGCAGACCUUGAGCGCCAAGUAAUUUUUAAAGUUAAUGCACUUUUUUACUAGUAAAUUAUAACAUGUAUAUAAAACCGGAUCUGUGUGUUCUCAACUAGUGUACUGUUAUAACCAGUUGUUAGCAACACUGAUUUUACAUGUAAGGUUUGCAAAUGAGGAAACCUUUUUGAUAACUUUAAAUGUCAACUAUGGGUUUGUUCACAGAAAACAUAGCAUAAAAACAUUUGUACAAAAUGAAAACAUGUUUGUCAAAAUUCUUACACAUUCACCUCUUAUAUCUUUAUGGGAUAUAAGUAUAGAAGGCCAAUUUAGUUCAGGAGACAAAAAAACAAACAAACCAACAAAAAACACUAUAAAUGCGUUUGCACUGAAUGUGUUGUGCAAGAGCUAUUAUGGCUCUUGUAAUAGUUUUGUAGCUAAU